AUGUCUAUGGAUUCUGGAAGUAAUUCCGUCGAAAAGAGCAAUGAAUUCAUCGCUGAUGAUGUCACUUCAAAUAGAUCCAAUACUGUAAGGAGAAUGUUAAUUCAAGAAUACAGGAAAAUUGGUAGAGGUGCAUUCGGUACAGUAGUGCAGGCGUAUAUUACACCAAAUAAAGAAAAUUGGUAUGGUCCGUUUGCUAUUAAAAAAGUUCCUGCUCAAACAGAAUAUAAAUCAAGAGAAUUAGAAAUCCUUAGAAUCACAAAUCAUCCGAAUGUUGUCAAAUUGGAAUAUUUUUUUACACAUGUAUCUCCACAAGAUCAUAAGGUUUAUCAACAUUUAGCAAUGGAAUGUCUACCAGAAACUUUACAAAUUGAAAUUAGCCGAUAUGCUCAUAAUAAAUUGGAAUUAGCUUUGAAACAUGUUAAACUCUAUAGUUAUCAAAUUGCAAGAGGGAUGUUGUAUUUACAUGCAUUGGGAAUUUGUCAUCGUGAUAUAAAACCUUCAAAUAUAUUAGUAGAUCCAAGUACAGGUGUCUUAAAGAUUUGUGAUUUUGGUUCUGCUAAAAGAUUGGAACCAAAUCAACCAUCAAUUAGUUAUAUUUGUUCAAGAUUUUAUAGAGCUCCAGAAUUAAUCCUUGGAUGUACUCAAUAUACAACAAAAGUUGACAUUUGGGGGCUUGGAUGUGUCAUCGGUGAAAUGCUUAUGGGGAAAGCUAUCUUCCAAGGUCAAGACCCACUUUUACAAUUACGUGAAAUUGCUAAAUUAUUAGGACCUCCAGAUAAAAAAUUCAUUUUUUUCUCAAAUCCAGGUUAUGAUGGUCCAUUAUACUCGAAACCUUUGUUUUCUGGAACAUCAAAGGAACGUUUUGAAAAAUAUUUUGGUCAUGCUGGUCCUGAUGGAAUUGAUUUAUUAACGAAAGUCUUAGUUUAUUCUCCAGAAAUAAGACUCUCUCCAAGACGUAUACUAAAUCAUAGCUUUUUUGAUGAUUUGCUAAAAGAACAAUAUUUCUUCCCAAGAGAUUCCACUCAACCUGUUCGUUUACCAAAUUUAUUUGAUUUCAGUGAAUUUGAGUUAAAAAUAUUGGGAGAAUGGGGUAAUAAAUUCACAAAACAACCUGAAGAUCAUUAA
Molecule: messenger RNA, 1125 nt
Organism: Naumovozyma dairenensis CBS 421
Lineage: Eukaryota; Fungi; Ascomycota; Saccharomycetes; Saccharomycetales; Saccharomycetaceae
Gene: YGK3
Product: serine/threonine protein kinase YGK3
Exons: 1
Coding region: 1-1125 (374 amino acids)
Biological process (GO): protein phosphorylation; signal transduction
Cellular component (GO): cytoplasm
Molecular function (GO): protein serine/threonine kinase activity; ATP binding; protein serine/threonine/tyrosine kinase activity
Source: RefSeq, a predicted model, not a curated record